Bipolaris sorokiniana ND90Pr is the source of this 2142-nucleotide messenger RNA. RefSeq lists its product as uncharacterized. Gene Ontology annotation, molecular function: high-affinity potassium ion transmembrane transporter activity. The transcript has 2 exons. The record is from RefSeq and is a predicted model, not a curated record. Bases 1 to 2142 code for a protein of 713 amino acids. Lineage: Eukaryota; Fungi; Ascomycota; Dothideomycetes; Pleosporales; Pleosporaceae. Gene Ontology annotation, cellular component: plasma membrane. Gene Ontology annotation, biological process: intracellular potassium ion homeostasis; potassium ion import across plasma membrane.
AUGACAGAUCCGCUGGAAGAGCUACAGAGCCCGCGGAAGGCGAAAGACGACUUCAUCAAGUAUAUGAAAAAUGAGGUGUUCAGAUUGAACUUUUAUCGCGCGCACAUGCUAUACUUUAUUGUCGUCAUCUUCGUCUCCUCACUGGUUGUGUAUGGUCAAGGUCGUGCCGAUGGACCGAAAGAACUGAGUAGUGCCCAUAUGACGUACACAGAUGCAUUGUUCUUAUGCUGUAGUGCUAUGACUACAACAGGCAAGCUCUGUCAUACCAAUUGGCUGUAUCCAUCAACUGACGACGAGACAGGUCUCAAUCCGGUCGAUCUCGGCCCACUAUCUGGUUACCAACAAGCCACCUUUGCCAUCCUCAUGAUGGUCGGCAACAUACCGUUUGUCUCCGCAGCCGUAGUUUUGAUCAGACGAGCUUUGUUCCGCAAGAAACUAGCAGAUGUCGUAAAGCACUCGCACACAAUGCAACGAUUAGUCCGGGAUAUUGAACAAAAUCACCAGUCAGAUCAGGCUGAAAACAACAGAAGCAGUAAUAGUAGCAACAAAGGCCUACGACAAAGGUCAACAGUAUCUCAAGACCCUCAAUCCCAAGGCAAACAAUCCCACAACCAAGACUCAUCCAAAGUGAACAUCAAACCUGCAUCUCGCCAACGCAGUUACCACUACGAAACAGGCUUCGGCUUCAUGCCCACACCCUGGGAAACGCAAUUCGCACAGAACCUCUUCCACCGCUUCAUCGACUUCUUCGCCACAGAACUAAAACCCGAACAUCACGACUACAUCUCCUUCAAACCGCACUUGGAUUCCAGGGGCCGCUUCCGUGACCUGAGCGAGGCGGAUCGCAUGGAACUCGGAGGCGUUGAGUAUCGCGCCCUACAAGCUUUACUCUUGAUUCUGGUCGGCUACCAGAUAUUCUGGUAUCUACUCGGCAUCACCUUCCUGCUCCCUUAUGCUUACAGGGAAAAUAUCAAGAACGUGCUAUACACCGCCCAGCCCGAGGGUAUCAAUCCGGGCUGGUGGGGCUUCUUUGCAACAGCCACUGAGUUUGCAAAUGGUGGUCUGAACAUAUUGAACGCAAACUUUAUCCCUUUUAGCGGAUACUCCUAUGUCUUGCUCGUCUCUGCGACUGUCGCUUUUGCAGGCCAAACGCAGUUUCCGAUUUUUCUUCGCGCGACGAUUUGGGGGUUGAAGAAGAUGGCGCCCAGGCAGUCGCGGUUCAGGAGUACCAUGGAUUUUCUGUUACAGCAUCCACGGCGGUGCUUCAUUUAUCUUUUUCCGGCUCGCGAGACGCUGUAUUUGUUCGUCACACAGUUCGUGAUUGAUGUCACUGCCUGGCUUUGCUUUGAGAUUCUCAAUAUCGGUAUGCCGGAUGUCGAGGCUCUUCCGACUGGCACACGUAUUCUGGAUGGUCUCUUCCAGGCAAGUGGACUCAGGACCAGUGGAGCGUAUAUUAUCUCCUUGAGCUCUCUUGCUCCAGCAUGUCUGGUUGCAUACCUUGUCAUCAUGUACAUUUCGAUUUAUCCAAUGACACUGACACUGAGGAAGACGAACACGUACGAAGAACGAUCAAUUGGGCUGGAAGAGAGUGAUAAUAGUGCUACUGGUGUAGCUUCACACUUGCAGAAGCAACUGGCCUACGACAUCUGGUUCCAAUUUCUCGUCUUCUUCCUAAUCUGCUGCAUCGAGAGACGUCACAUCUUAAAUGCCGAUCCCGGAUUUAGCGUCUUUUCUAUACUAUUCGAAGUCACAUCAGCAUAUGGCACCGUCGGCCUCAGCCUCGGUGUCCCGGGUAAAAACUACAGCCUCUGCGGCGACUUUGCCAGUUUGAGCAAAGUAGUGUUGCUAUUUGCAAUGCUUCGUGGUCGCCAUCGAGGUCUGCCUUUUGCAAUUGACCGAAGUAUAUUAUUACCUGGCGAAGAGCUCAUGCACCGCAUGGACCAGGAGUACAAUGCCAAAGGUACCGAGGACCCGCGACAGGAAGCUGAGCUGAGAAGGGAUAUUGAGAGGAGCGGUGUGAAGACGCUGGACAACAAUGGAAAGGGGGAGCAAGACCCUGAGCAUAGGAGACGCUCGCAACCGAAUAACCAUACUGCUUGCGAGUCGUCGUCGGCGACGGUACAGGCAGAGUCAGAUCCUUGA